Messenger RNA from Acanthocheilonema viteae, 456 nucleotides. NCBI's taxonomy places the organism in Eukaryota, Metazoa, Nematoda, Chromadorea, Rhabditida, Onchocercidae. The record is from the annotation of a GenBank genome assembly.
AUGGGCGACUAUAGUUAUGGUUUGUCCCGAGCGCAAUCGACGACGCUUCUUCAUUCACAUCGUCCCAGAAUAUUAGUAACACGCGCAAAAUCUGUGCCAGAUCUUGUGAAUUAUGUAAGAAAAAGCAGCAAAUACAAGCCUCAAUGGGGAUAUACAUUCUGGCCCGACUAUGACUUUUAUGAUGACUUUUGGUAUGAUCGUUACAGUGGAUUCAGACCACUUUACAAAAGUUCGUACUAUCCACAUCGUUAUUAUCAUCCGGAUGUAAUGCCCAAUCCACACUACUGGAAUGGACCAUAUACUGCAUGGGCAAAACAUAGAGGAUUUUGGUACGACUACAAUUCACCAUUCUACUACCGAAGAUACUUCACUUACUACGACGACUAUCCACGCUACCUCUAUACCCCCUUUCGCACCAGAAACUACACCACUACACUUUACGGUCGUUACUACUGA